Exophiala viscosa is the source of this 2254-nucleotide messenger RNA. RefSeq names its product protein phosphatase. The record is from RefSeq and is a predicted model, not a curated record. NCBI's taxonomy places the organism in Eukaryota, Fungi, Ascomycota, Eurotiomycetes, Chaetothyriales, Herpotrichiellaceae. Gene Ontology annotation, cellular component: TIM23 mitochondrial import inner membrane translocase complex. Bases 103 to 1791 code for a protein of 562 amino acids. The transcript has 2 exons. Gene Ontology annotation, biological process: protein import into mitochondrial matrix.
UCUCCAACUCGAGGAUACCUACCUACCAUAACUGACGAAAGAGCCAUCUAUUCUCUGUACCAUUGUUGCUUUCAUCGGCGUCUCUGGUGAGGAUAUGUUAGGAUGUUGAAGCGUGCAGCACUGCCUCUGCUGAGGCCACGACAUUUGCAGCCUCUUGUUCGGCAGGCUUUGCCGCAACUGCGAUCCUACAGCCGAGAUCAAGGUAUCAAAGGCUCAGAUUACAAGAUCCCUGGUUCCCAGAGGGAUUCAUCGUCGCAGUCAAAAGAACUACUUCGAAAGGUUCCCUUCACUCCCACGAACCCUACCGCGAAGAAUGAGCCGGCUCCCGAAACGCCGCCUUUCGGCGAAGACCCGACUCGAGACGUGGACGAUGUGUCUGAUUCGGUUUCGAAGGCAACUAGAAGGUCAAUGAGAGAUCAACAUCGACAAGCGGCAUCAAAAGAAGCAGCACCUUCAGAAACCCAGACGGAUUCUCAGCCUCAGCAACCUUUGCCAGACUUGACUAGGGGGAUACCAUCAACGCUGGAUGCAGAGCUUAGCCAAGCCAAACCCAAUAAAACAAAAGAGGAACCGCAUGCGCAUCGGUCGAGCCUCAACAUCACAGAAGAUCCGGAAGAGGAAGUUCCCAGUAGUGGUGGGGGGCGAUCUGAUGGCGAAGCUCCUCGUGAGCAGUACGUCUCGUCAAGCGACCGGAAGAGAAACGCGAUCCUGAGAUAUAUGUAUUCUGCUCUGGGCCUGAGUGUUCUUGGCUACUCUUUGUACCUGGGACGAAAUUGGGACACCGAAGAGGAAGAGAAGAAACACGCCGACGCACCCUCAGGUUGGGGAGUCGGCGCCUUCUAUGACAGAGUCAAGGCUCGUCUAGGGUCUACCAUGAGCUACUAUCGCGACCCGGUAUCGCCUAAACUGUUGCCCGAGGAGAACCCUGAUCCCAAUCUACGUUACCCAUUCACACUGGUAUUCAGCUUAGAAGAUAUGUUGAUCCAUUCCGAAUGGACAAGAGAACAUGGAUGGCGGACAGCCAAACGACCAGGACUGGAUUACUUCCUGCGUUAUCUCGGCAGCUACUACGAACUCGUGCUUUUCACCAGCCAGCCGAUGGCCACAGCUGAGCUGAUAAUCAGGAAAUUGGAUCCUUACUCAACCAUUCACUGGCCACUCUUCCGUGAGGCUACUCUCUACAAGGACGGUGGUUAUGUCAAGGAUCUGUCAUACCUCAAUCGUGACUUGAAGAAGGUGUUGAUCAUCGACACCGAUUCUCACCACGUCAAAAAUCAGCCCGAGAACGCCAUUAUCCUGCCAAAAUGGACCGGCGAUCCGAAAGAUCAGACUUUGAUUCAGCUGAUCCCAUUCCUCGAGUAUCUGGCAACGAUGGGUUUCGAUGAUGUUAGGGAAGUCCUCAAGUCAUUCGACGGGAAAAACAUCCCAGAAGAGUUCGCUCGGCGAGAGAAGCUCCUUCGAGAAAAAUUUGCACAACAGGAGGCGGAGAAGAGGAAGGGCAGGAAGGGCAAGAGCAUUGGCGGCCUGGCGUCAGCCUUGGGACUCUCCAAGUCUAACGGGGAUGAGGGAUCUUCGGGAGAGGGCAAGAUGCUCUGGGAUGAGAUCCGAGAACGUGGACAGAAACAAUAUAUGGAAUUCGAGAGGAAAAUCAAGGAAGAGGGCGAAAAGUGGUUGGCUGAGCGAGACGCGGAAGAAAAGAGAUUGCAGGAGGAAGCCAUGAAGAAUAUGAGGACGGGAUGGUUCUCGGGAUUCCUGGGCGGCGGCAAGGCUGGCGAAGAGCCGACAAAGUAAGGUGGUUUCGUUCUCUGAGCGGGAUGUACAAACAAGGACUGGAAUUCUGAGAACUCCUUCCAUGGCGCACAAGCGUCUGAUCCAAGGUCAGAGUGGUUUACAGCAGACCUAACAUCUCCCUUCAUGUAUUGGCUACAGAUUCUUUUUGGUGGUGUCGGAUUUGAGUGUCUGUGGAAGGCAUGGUUAUAGGAGGAUAUGUACAUUCGGGAAUGCUAUCCCAAAGCAGCAAAUGGUCCGGACAUGGGUGGCUUGACCUGGAGAUAUCUGAGUGUAGGAGCUGAGAUGAUGCCUAGGUAGGUAGGUGUUGAGAUAGAAGGGAAGAAGAGACAGUCAACUACCCGAGAGCAACUCUUAGAGAUAUGUGUGCGAGGGGCAGUUUUCUAAGGAACCAGCUCUACUCGAAAACUGUCAGAUGCAUCUUAAGAUUUACCUUUGAUGUGGUGCGGAGUAGACUUUAUGCCAG